GUGAAACAGACUGAAGCAAGAGAAAAGAGAAGAAACACAAUGGAUGACGGAAAAACCAGACACAAUGGCAAUGAUACACAUGCCCUUCCGCCGCAAUCAAUAUGUGAUAUGUACCGGAAGUACCAGAAAAUGGACGACGCAGCAGUCGAUGGAGACCUUCAUAUCAUUGAUUUCAACCGUGGGUUGACCGAAGAUCAGCAAAUGCAGCUCAUCGCCGUUGACAUCAUCCCAUCCGAAUUAAUUGCCUCCGCCGAAAAAGCCUUCAAAAAUCACGGGAAGACCACCAAUGGGGACUUGGUUGAGGCAGAGUCCCUUCCUCCAGCGUGUACCGUCUAUGAGCAUAAGGAAUUCCCAGGCCUCCGCUUGUUCCCAUCUCUCCUCCCCCCCGAAAGCCAAUGGCUCAUGCUCGACCAUCUCCUACACCGUGAGCUGUCUAUUCCGCUACAUACAAAUAACCUCAGUCAAGACUAUACCAUCCCGUAUCCUCCGCAUCUGGCAGACGCAACAUCGCCGCUGUCUUUCUUCACUUAUCCGCAAAACAACAAGCAUCCAGCUUUCAUUCCCAUCAACCCUCUCUCGUCCCACAAGACACUCAAUACAGCGCAGUUCUUACAAAAGAAGCUUCGCUGGCUGACUCUCGGUUCGCAAUACAAUUGGAGUACACGAUCUUAUCCACCUUCUUCUCCGACUCCUUUCCCGGCCGACCUUGCCGAACUCGUUACCACUCUUUUCAAAGCAUCUUUUAAGCCUGAGUCCGGCGUCGUACUGCUCUAUAGCCCGAAAGACUACAUGCCUGUUCAUCGCGACGUCUCCGAGGAGAGUCCGCGAGGACUAGCUAGCUUCACGCUUGGCUGCGAUGGACUAUUCAUCAUUGCGAAAGAGGACCUGCCUCGGGAAGAGCGCGAACAGGGUGACGAACCCGAAGCACCCCCGCAUCAUGCUUCUUCAAAAAACUCGAAAUCAGACUCCCCGAAGCAACCUAUGGUUGUGAUACGCGUACGAAGCGGGGACGUAGUUCAGAUGGACGGCCCAACACGGUGGGCAUGGCACGCGAUGCCGAAAGUUAUGGCGGGAACGUGUCCUGAAAGUUUGCAUGCGUGGCCGGUCAAAGAGGGGGGUGGGGCACCGAAGGAGUAUGCGCGGUGGAAGGGCUAUAUGCGAAGCAAGAGGCUCAAUAUUAGCUGUCGGCAAGUGUGGGAGGGCCCUACUAAUGACAUGGAUGGAUGAUUCGACUGAGAUCGAUCUUGAAUAUACAGCACUAGGUCUGAAGUCUGGGCACACGGACUUAUCACUGCUUGACUCCAACCUUGCUCACUCAGCACCACUGUGAGGAGCAACCUAGCCAAUAAGUAGCUAUUUAGUCAAAGGGCCGUCUAAUUCGCACUGCUUAAAACUUGACAUCGCG
This is a messenger RNA of Mytilinidion resinicola, 1405 nucleotides long. RefSeq lists its product as uncharacterized. Lineage: Eukaryota; Fungi; Ascomycota; Dothideomycetes; Mytilinidiales; Mytilinidiaceae. The transcript has 3 exons. Bases 40 to 1227 code for a protein of 395 amino acids. The record is from RefSeq and is a predicted model, not a curated record. Gene Ontology annotation, cellular component: cytoplasm; nucleus.